Messenger RNA from Eruca vesicaria subsp. sativa (arugula), 537 nucleotides. The record is from the annotation of a GenBank genome assembly. Lineage: Eukaryota; Viridiplantae; Streptophyta; Magnoliopsida; Brassicales; Brassicaceae.
AUGGCCUCAAAGGGUAAAGCUCCUCCUCCGCUUCUGUCAAGACCUCCACCAGAUCCUCCACCGCUCAUGAGUCCUUUGAUACCAUUGGAAUCUCUCAUUCUCACAGAGCCGCCAGAUCCCCCAGAUGCGACCUUCACCCUCAUUCAAAUCCCGUUCGUCGAUGAAUCCCACAAGUCUUCUUCCCAAUCGGUUUCUCAAGUCGUAGAUCUGGCGUUGGGUUCCUCCAUUGGUGUGGCUCUUGGUGUGUCCAUGAGUAACUCUGUCCACCGCACGCUCGUCUCUUCCUCCAUGUACCAGCGUCCCCGAACUCUCUUUCCAAUCGGCCAGUGUAGAGUCACAAGGGCCUUGUUGUUUUCUCUGCAAGACAUUUUUGUGGACAUGAGUGGUUCACCUAGCCCAAAGCUUAAUUGCAAUGUCAGUUUACCAGGUUCACCUAGCUCAAAGCCGGUCUCAAUCGCAAGGCAGGGCCAAAGAAGGAAACAAAGUACUUUUUCUCCAUCAAAAUCGGGUCAGACAAGCACCAAGGAGUCAUCCUAA